Drosophila willistoni is the source of this 817-nucleotide messenger RNA. RefSeq names its product doublesex- and mab-3-related transcription factor 2 (gene dmrt11E). The transcript has 2 exons. NCBI's taxonomy places the organism in Eukaryota, Metazoa, Arthropoda, Insecta, Diptera, Drosophilidae. The record is from RefSeq and is a predicted model, not a curated record. Gene Ontology annotation, biological process: regulation of transcription by RNA polymerase II; sex differentiation. Gene Ontology annotation, molecular function: RNA polymerase II cis-regulatory region sequence-specific DNA binding; DNA-binding transcription factor activity, RNA polymerase II-specific. Gene Ontology annotation, cellular component: nucleus. Bases 44 to 769 code for a protein of 241 amino acids.
GCCGAUGGAUUCAGUUGUUAGUUGAACGAGCAAGUGCCAGGACAUGAGUCACAAGUUGCAGUUACAUUUGAAGGCCAAGGAGAAAGAUCGCCGCCUCCUCCGCACACCGAAAUGUGCGAGAUGUCGCAAUCAUGGGGUCAUCUCCUGUGUCAAGGGACACAAGAAACUGUGCCGCUGGCGGGAAUGUUGCUGUCCCAAUUGCCAAUUGGUUGUGGACCGUCAACGCGUUAUGGCCGCCCAGGUGGCCCUACGGCGCCAACAGACAAUGGAGGCCCUGGAGGUAAGGGCCUCAUCCACCAGCGAGGGAGAAGAAUCUACGCCAUGCACCUCACCACCAGCACCCCCAUUGAUGACACCUCAGCUAGCAUCCUCGUCCACUCGCCAGGUUCUGAUCGCCCAGAAAAGGAUUUACAAGCAGCGUUUGAGGAAUUUGCAGCAAUCCACAUUGCAUAUCACAGCGGCCAUGGAAGAGUACAAACAACGAUUUCCCUCCACAUUCAGUUCCCCGCUGAUGGAACGCCUGCGCAAGCGGCGUGCAUUCGCUGAUCCGGAACUUAACUAUGUCAUGGAGGCGACAUUGGGCGGCAGUCCUGCCUGCCAUGCCCUAUAUGCCGCCGCUGCUGUGGGCUAUCAAACAAUGCCGCCGUUUACGCCCACACCCACAACCACGCCCAACACACUCGAUGUCUGUCCACCUCUACCACCGGCUACAGCUACUGUGAAGAAACCCAAGCUGAGCUUCUCCAUUGAGUCCAUAAUAGGAACGUAGCUGUGUCUCUCAUCCUGCAUACUGCAGGAAAACUGAAAACUGAAAAUU